UUUUUGUUUCUGUCCUUGUUCACCACAUGCUUUGCCCAGAACGUCAACACGUUGUUGUGUUUGGUUAGGUGUUUCUUUAAAUGAAAGUAUAGUGUUAUAAAGUUUAUUGAAGUUUGUCGUUUAAUUUACACUGAGGCAAUGGGAAAGAAUAAGAAGGGUCCCAAAAAGGGCCUAUCAGAUGCUCGGAAAAAAGCAGCACCCCCUAAAGCCUUGAAUCCCUUUGAAAUUCAUGUGAACAGACAGAAGUUUGAGGUUUUAGGAAGGAAAUUAAAAGCUGAUCGAGGAUUACCUGGUGUAGCACGUGCCAAAGCAUUGAAAAAGCGUAAAGCUACUCUCCUUCAAGAAUAUAAACUUAAAGACAAGAGCAACAAAUUUCUUGACCGUCGUAUAGGGGAAAGCAAUUCUGGUAUGACCGCCGAAGAUAAGAUGACUGCCAGGUUUACAGCGGAGCGAAUGAGGUCGCAGAGCAGGAAAGCCAUGUACAACCUUGCUGAUGAUGAAGUUCUGACUCACAGAGGUCAAACUCUCAAUGAAAUUGAAAAGUUUGAUGAUCCCAGAAGCGACGAUGAAGAUGAUGAAAAUGAUUCAUUUCAGCCAAGUGGAAAUCUUGAUGCUAAAUUUGUGCGAGAAGCUCACUUUGGUGGGGGACUUUUGUCUCGUGUGAGUGAGGAUGGGGCAGAUAGCAGGAAAGAUUUGAUCGACAAACUUAUAUCAGAAUCAAAGAAACGAAAAGCAGAGCAACAAAAAACAAAGGAACAAACACUAGAUUUGACAGAGAAAUUAGAUUCAACUUGGAAAGACCUGUUACCUGUUAUGACCUCUGCAGCAAAGGCAUCAGAAGUUGAAAAACCAAAGCCUGAUUCCUACGAUACAUUAAUGAGGGAGUUGAAAUUUGAGGCUCGAGGAAAGCCAUCUGAUAAACUUAAAACUGUUGAUGAAGUGGCACGAGAAGAGAAAGAGAAGUUAGAAGAAUUAGAGGCUGCACGACUUCGACGUAUGCAGGGCAUUACUGAGCCAUCAGAAAAUGCAGCACGUAACCAUCGUAGUGCUGAUGACCUGGAUGAUAACUUUGCAAUGGAUCUUGAUGAAGAUGAAAAUGAGAAUGAUUCUGAUGAAAAUGAUACAGAUGAGAAGAAAGGUUCAGAAAUGGAUGAUGAGGGCUUGGAAAAUAAUGGCAGUGAUGAAGAUGAAGAGGGUGAAGGGGGAAGUGAUGAUGAUGAAAGUGGUGAUGAUGAAGAUGAUUUGGAAGAUCUUAAAUAUGACUCUAGUGAUGAAGAAAAUGCCAAAGAUAACAUUUCUCUAGCAGAUGAAGAUGGUGAUGAUGGUAAUGACAGUGAUGAAGUCACCGAUGAUGAUGACGAUGAUGAUGACAGUGAUGAAGUCAUUGAGCCUAAGGGAAAAAAGCAAAAAUCACUCUUUCAUAUUGGAUCUGUUACUGACAAGAAAGGCAUGGAAUCUAAACAAAGUCCUAGUACUUCUAACGGGGCAAGUUAUAAGGUUGACAAGGCUGAAGCUAUAAGAGAGGACUUAAGGAAACGUAAAAAAUUAAUGGAGGCUGCAAGGAAAGAGUUACCUUACACAUUUGAAGUUCCAAGUGCAUAUGAAGAGCUUCGGAUAGCUUUAGCAGGACGUUCGCCUGAUUUUCAAGGUGUAAUUGUUGAAAGAAUGAUCAAGUGUACACACCCUAGUUUGGGAAGUGGAAAUAAAGAAAAAUUGGCUCAUCUGUUCACACUUCUCAUGCAACAUUUGCAUGACGCUGGUGCGGCUGAUGAAGAUGAAAAUGUUUGCUGGGCAGUUUUGGACAGACUAGCACCGUCACUCUUUGAUAUAACUCAGUGGUGUCCUAAUGAAAUUGCUCAGUGUCUUAGGCAUGUAAUACAAGAGAAACAGCAAGAAUAUCGCAGCAGUAAGAAAAAGUUCCCAGGAGUAGAAACUAUGUUAUAUUUCAAGUUGAUAUCCCUCUUGUUUCCCACAUCUGACUUCAGGCAUCCUGUAGUUACACCUGCAUUGGUUUUCAUGGGUCAGAUAUUAUCUAAGUGUCGAUUGGAAACUCGCCAAGAUGUGGCAAGAGGAUUGUUACUAGUCUCACUUUUCCUUGAAUACACAUCCUUAUCAAAUCGUUUCUCCCCCGAAUCUGUAAAUUUCCUUCGAAAUAUACUAUAUCUGUGUUCUAAGUUCCCCUCCACCCUGAAGAUUACCAGCAGAGCCAAGCUUCCUGAAGUCCGAUGUAUUCCUCCUCUCAGGCUUCUGCCUCAGCCCUCUCUGUCAUUGCGGCCAGCAAUGGAUGACAAAUCUUCCAAGACGUGUGACCCUGAUGACAGAUUAAAAGCAAGUGAUUUAAUUGGUAAAGCACCAGUAGAUGAUGAGUUUUGUUUAACCACAUUACUUACUUCAUUAAGAAUGUUAUCAGUGAUGAUAUCGCAACUAACUUCUCAACCUGCCUGUAGACACAUUUUUAGCCCCUUCACCCCUCUUCUAGAAAGUUUAAUAGAGGAAAAGUGGGUUCCACAGAAAGUAAAGGAAGAAAUCAAGAAGGUGCAGGAACUACUACUAGCAGUGAAGAAUACAAGUCUCAAACUGAUAGCAGCCGCUCCAAAACGGCCGACGCCGCUUAAGCUCUUUGAGCCAAAAUUAGAGCAUGUAUAUGCUGAUGGGAAGCAGCGGCGUCCUAUGUCAAAAGAGAAACAAGAAAGUCAGAAGCUUCUUCAUCGUUACAAGAAAGAAAGAAAGGGUGCUCUACGAGAAAUUCGCAAGGAUCGUGAUUUCCUGUCUAAGAUUAGGAUGAAGCAACAACUGAAAAGUGAUGUUGAACGUAAAGAAAAGGUCAAACGAAUUUUCAGCGAAGCCUCUAUCCAACAGGGUGAAAUUCGGAAGUUCUCAAAGAAAAAGUGAAAAGCUAAAUGGUUUUUCAAAUGAUAUGAAAUGUCUAUGUUUUGUUAAAAUGAAGUAUAUGACAAAUCACAUAGUGCCAAGCUGCAUAUUGUUAGACGUAAUCAGUUUAUUAAUAAAAGAAAGAAAAGAGAUACCAGCA
Thrips palmi is the source of this 3031-nucleotide messenger RNA. Its product is annotated as nucleolar protein 14 homolog. Lineage: Eukaryota; Metazoa; Arthropoda; Insecta; Thysanoptera; Thripidae. Gene Ontology annotation, biological process: maturation of SSU-rRNA. Bases 139 to 2892 code for a protein of 917 amino acids. Gene Ontology annotation, cellular component: nucleolus; Noc4p-Nop14p complex; small-subunit processome. The record is from RefSeq and is a predicted model, not a curated record. The transcript is spliced from 15 exons.